AUGUCAAAGAAAAAAAUUACAGAAACAGAUUGGGUCACCCGUUCAAGCAGCACUCAACGGACAACAGACGUUAUCGAACAAAGAUCAAAUUCUAGUGGGACGAACAAUAGGAAUUUGUUUGCAUUUGAUAUGCAACAAAUCAUACAAAUGUUCGCGGAAAUGAUGGCUUAUACCGACCGUCUAACAGAAAAGAAUUUCGCGAAAUUGAAGGCUUAUGAAGACCACUUAGUAGAAAAACAAUUAACGAAAAUGAGAAAGCAUUUCUGUGAAAGGAAAGCUGAUGCUGACCGUCGAGAAGAAGAACAAUCCACUGAAAUGACGGCCAAGACCAAUCAGUGGAUAGCCGAAUCAAGAGAGAUGAGAGCCGAAUUACGAGCGGCUAACGAAAUAACACAAUCAACCUUUGAUUUUCUCUUUGUUAUCGAAGAUACAGAUGAACGGAGCGCACAAAUUGAUGGCCUUCAAUUAAUUUAUACUUUAUUUCCUCCAUCUAAUCUCAAUAGUGUUCUUCAUAAUCUAUCUCUAUGUCUUUCUUCAAUUAUCGCUUGGUCUGACUCUGUGUCUUAA
This is a messenger RNA of Helobdella robusta, 567 nucleotides long. RefSeq lists its product as hypothetical. NCBI's taxonomy places the organism in Eukaryota, Metazoa, Annelida, Clitellata, Rhynchobdellida, Glossiphoniidae. The transcript has a single exon. The coding region runs from base 1 to 567 and encodes 188 amino acids. The record is from RefSeq and is a predicted model, not a curated record.